ACCCAUAUGAGGCCAUGACAAAUGUACCAGAGCAGGCAGCAGCAAACAGCUGCAACAUCACAGCACAGCAACCAUUCAUCUCUCCUCCUCCUUUCCAUCAUGUACACGCCCCUCCAAUCUCUCCUUCCCCGUCAACCAAGCCAGGGAAGAAAAUUAAAAGAAUCUCCACCCUCCAAGAAGCAGUGCAGGCUCUCUCCCAGCCAUCUUUGCUCCCGAUGGCCCAUCUGGACCAGGAGUUAUGUGAGGGGAGGAAAACCAACGCCAAGGCCAAAAGGAAAAGAAGCGAGGUGAGAAAAAAGGAGGAAUAGGAAGGGGGGGGGGAGGGGGGGAGAGGGAAGACAAGGCAAGAAAGAUAACGAAGGGGGGUGUCCUCAGAUGUGCAUCACCCAACCAAACCUCUCUCUUUCUCUCUCUCAUCCCUCCAAUUCCCAAACAAUACCACUGCCUUGGCUUGCCACAAAUGCCCCUCUGCAGCCCAGGAAACCCUUCCACCCAUCUCCACCGAGCAGGAAAACGCUAACCCAUCUCCUGUUCCCGAUUUAUAUGGGCCUUUUGGUCAUGGUCAGACCUCAGCAAAACAGGCGAAGGAAGAAACCCCACCUUUGUUUCUCCAUCGCCCCUUCUCUCUCUGCAAAGGGGGAACCUUUUCCCAUCCCGUUCCUUCCAUCUGUGGAUCUCUCCUCGUCUCCCUUCUAAAGGUGGGAUUUUGGGGCCGUGGUGAUGAAGAAGGGAAAGAGAUCGGUCAUGGGGUCUUCUCCGGCUUCCACUUAUUAUCCGGUCACCGAGGAGGCCAGGGCGCGGUUCAGGCACCAGAGUCUCUUGCAGGAUUAUGAGGAUCUGCUAAAGGAAACUGAAGCAAAGAGGAAGAAAUUGCAGAAGGCAAAUGAGAAGAAACUUAAGCUUCUGGCUGAAGUGAAAUUCUUGCGAAGAAAAUAUAGGUGCCUGUCGAGUAAUCCAUCAGGAAAGACUCCAUGUAGGCUGAACAAGAAGCCACAAAGCUCGCCAUCAUCAUUGCUGUUAACUGGUCGGCCUUCAAUUCCAUCCUUUCAACUCCCUGCCAAAGACCAGAGCUUCACAGCAAGAGAUGCUACUACUCCAAGCACUGCAGCAGUAAUAGACUUGAACCAGGUCUCCUUGCCGGUAACUAAUGCGGUCGAAAACUACAUGCACAAAUCACUGAUGUUUCAUACUUACUGUGAAUGUUCAUACGGCAGAUUGGCGAAGAAAUGGAUGAGUACCAGAUCAGCUUGGAGCCUGCAAAAGCCGAUAGGUUGAGGAAGAGUCCAAUGGAAGGUGAUGCCAUGGCUAAUGAUCUGAAGCUCUCGAUCUGCCGGGAUGUUGGUCAUGGAUCAAACCAGGUGGUUAAGAGAAAGAUCACAUGGCAAGAUCAGGUGGCUUUGAGAGUGUAGGCUGGUUCUGUGGCUUAUGAGGGCGAAAAAGACAUGCCCUAAACUAAUUUAGUUUCUGUUUGUUGGUAAUUGUUCUGCCUGUAAAGGAUAACUUAGAGGUCUGAUCCUCUUAAUAGUGAUCAUGAGCCUGUAAAGUUAAUGUUCUUUGUCACUCCUGAGGAUGAGCUUGAUAAAUUAGUCAUAACCAGCAGUUGAAUGUUUAU
This is a messenger RNA of Musa acuminata subsp. malaccensis (wild Malaysian banana), 1612 nucleotides long. NCBI's taxonomy places the organism in Eukaryota, Viridiplantae, Streptophyta, Magnoliopsida, Zingiberales, Musaceae. The record is from RefSeq and is a predicted model, not a curated record.